AUGCUUACGACGUUUCUGAAAGCUGUCAUAGCCGUGGCGGUCAUAGCAAGCCCCGUCCUUGCAAAGACCUCUGGCGGACUCAACAUCUACUGGGGCCAGUUUGGCGACCAGACCGAUCGGUUAGCCAGCUACUGCGAUGUGACUGGCGUCACCUCCGUCACGCUGUCUUUUGUCAACAAGUCACCAAGAUAUGGCAACGGAUAUCCUGGGAUCAACUUUGCUGGCCAUUGUGGUGCCCAUUGCGGUGAUGAGGAGUUCUACGUUAACCCGGCCAACGGUGGCAACACGGCACUCAUCAUGAACUGCGACACGAUCAAGCAGGACAUCCGAUACUGCCAAAGCAAGGGCAAGAGAAUCAUACUGUCGGUCGGCGGACACUGCAAAAGCGCGCCGUGUGGUUAUGAUGUGCUAGAAGAAGACGAGGCCGAGGCCUUCGCCAAGCAGCUUCACUCCAUCUUUGGUCCUUAUGAUCCCGGUUUCGACGGUCCUCGACCCUUCGACAUUGACGAGAAUGGUCGGGUUGCUGUGGAUGGGUUCGACUUUGAUAUUGAAUUCAAGUAUGACAACCAAGCACCCUACAUCAGGAUGGUGGAUGUUCUCCGGACUCUCAAUCCUAGCUACUACAUAUCCGUGGCUCCCCAAUGUCCUACCGGUGACGGAUACUUUCAGCUGAAAGAACUCGUUUACGGCGCUCGCUUCGACGCGUUCUUCGUUCAGUUCUACAAUAACCCCGGCUGCCAGGCCUCCGAUAAUAUCACUUCUCUCUACGAAACAUGGUCGACCGUUCUAUCGGAGACCAGGUACAACGGCGAAGCCGAGUUGUUUGUAGGCGUACUGUCAGAUCCCCUGGCAGGCGGUAGCGGCUAUGUCGAUUAUGCUGCGUUGAGAUACAUGGUCUGCCAGCUCAGAGACAAGCGUCGGUUUGGAGGUCUAUCCGUAUGGGACGCAACCAGGGGCAGUUCAAACAGUGAUAUCGACGGUAACAACUUCAACGACUACGCGGCGCGUGCGUUAGAGUUUGACUGCGACUCGGUGGCCGCCCCAACACCAACCUUCACGAGUCGCCUCACAUCCGCGGCAGCGGUUACCUCUUCCGUCGAGCUAGUGACUAGCACCAUGUUCGCUACGAUCCCCCACACCACGACAUCUUGCGGACCCGAGCACUGCGAAACCCAAGUCUUUGCAGAAACAAUGCCCCUGUACACGGCCGUCUGUCCCGGCAAGAACGGCAUCUUCUUCCAUCUCCCAAGCCGUGCAUCUGAUGCUCUCGGUGCGGGCGAGGCCGCCCAAGCGACCCCUGCGAUCACGCCCGUGAUUUCCGACCUUGCUGUCGAUAAACAGAACGCACCGCCUAUUCAGACAAGCACAUCAGAUGCUGGAGCUAAACGAGUGGAUAUCAUCAGCGUCAUGACAGUGUCGAUGAUGGUCGCUGGGCUCCUGCUGUAG
Verticillium dahliae VdLs.17 is the source of this 1446-nucleotide messenger RNA. RefSeq names its product chitinase. Gene Ontology annotation, biological process: carbohydrate metabolic process. The record is from RefSeq and is a predicted model, not a curated record. The coding region runs from base 1 to 1446 and encodes 481 amino acids. Gene Ontology annotation, molecular function: chitinase activity. Gene Ontology annotation, cellular component: extracellular region. NCBI's taxonomy places the organism in Eukaryota, Fungi, Ascomycota, Sordariomycetes, Glomerellales, Plectosphaerellaceae. The transcript has 3 exons.